This is a messenger RNA of Caenorhabditis bovis, 4299 nucleotides long. The record is from the annotation of a GenBank genome assembly. NCBI's taxonomy places the organism in Eukaryota, Metazoa, Nematoda, Chromadorea, Rhabditida, Rhabditidae.
AUGUAUGGCUAUUUUCGUGAGACCGAUGAUUCGACAACCGUUAACUUCAGUGCAUAUGGAAAAUUUUUACCAGGGCCCAAAACGGGUUAUCAAUUAUUAACUAUCGGAGCCAAACACAUUCGAAUAUUUCGCACGAAUCCGUACCUUCUUGUCGAACCGAGUCGCGAUGAAGACGAGUGGCAGCAAAAAACCAAACUUGAAUGCAUGUUCUCAUGUAGAUUGCUCAACAAAUGUCAAUCUGUUGCAAUUGCGAGGGUUCCGCAAUUUCCCGAACAAGAUUCUAUAUUAAUGGCGUUUGAUUAUGCGAAACUCUCGAUUGUGACGAUGAGCGAAAAGGAAAGAAAUCUGCAGACUGUCUCACUUCACGCGUUCGAAAGUGAAUAUCUUCGUGAAGGAUUUACCAAAUACUUUCCGGACCCUAUUGUUCGGUCAGAUCCGUCGAACCGAUGCGCAGCUAUGUUAGUCUACGGAAAACAUAUCGCGGUUCUCCCGUUUCAUGAGAAUGCCAAACGCAUUAAUAGUUAUAUAAUUUCAUUGAAAAAAAUUGACGCCAGAUUGGACAAUGUGUAUGAUAUGGUGUUUCUCGACGGAUAUUACGAGCCAACAAUUCUCUUUUUGUAUGAGCCCCUUCAAACAACACCGGGAAGAGCGUCAGUUCGAUUUGACACCAUGUGCAUAAUGGGCGUUUCUGUGAAUAUUGUCGACCGCCAGUUUGCAGUUGUUUGGCAAACAUCAAAUCUUCCAAUGGAUUGCAACAAACUUCUUUCAAUUCCAAAACCGAUUGGAGGCGCAUUGGUCAUCGGCUCGAAUUGCAUUAUCUAUCUUAAUCAAGCGGUCCCCCCGUGCGGAAUAACUUUGAAUAGUUGCUAUGAUAAUUUCACCAAAUUUCCUUUAAAGGAUAUGCGCCAUUUUGCAAUGACACUUGAUUGCUCAACGAGCGCUUAUAUGGAAGACGGUCGAAUCGCGUUAGUGACGAAAGACGGCGAUUUGUAUCUGUUGCGGCUUGUCACCGGCUCGGGCGGAAAUUCGGUGAAAGCGUUGGACUUCAACAAAGUUUACGAGUGCUCGAUUGCCUACACGGUGACCGUGUGCGCGCCGGGCCAUUUGUUCAUCGGCUCGCGUCUCGGCGACUCGCAACUCCUCGAGUACACGCUUGUGAAAUUGGCGGCGACGAAUGGCGCGAAGCGUCAAAAAUUGAGCGACGACAACGAUUCGAGCGACAAGCCGACGUUGGAAUUCAACGAGGAUGAUCUCGAGUUGUACGGCGAUUCGAUCGACGAGCAACAUGCCAAUGAUGAGGAGGAAGUCGGCGAGACGUUGCAGUUCAAAGAGCUCGACAGACUAUGCAAUAUUGGACCCAUUAAAUCAAUGUGUGUUGGACAAGCCAAUUAUUUAAGUGCCGAUUUGGCGGAGAAAAAGAGAACCGAUCCAAUAUUUGAUAUUGUCACUGCUAGCGGUCACGCAAAAAAUGGGGCGUUUUGCCUCCUUCAGCGAACAAUUCGACCCAAUAUUGUGACGAGCAGCGCGCUGGACGGCGCCGAACAAAUGUGGGCGGUCGGGCGAAAAGACGACGAGUCCCAUCGCUAUUUGAUUGUGACGCGAUUGCGUUCGACACUUGUUCUUGAGCUCGGCGCCGAAAUGGUUGAGCUUGAGGAGCCGUUGUUCGUCUCGAAAGAGCCGACGGUGGCGGCUGGCGAACUAUUGCAGGGUGGAUUGGCGGUUCAAGUCACUUCGAUGUGUAUUGCUCUUGUCGCUGACGGACAACAACUGCAAGAAGUUCACGUCGACUCGAAUUUCCCGGUUAUCAUGGCUUCAAUCGUCGAUCCUUAUGUCGCACUUCUCACACAAAACGGCAAACUACUUCUUUAUCAGCUGGUGACGUCGCCGUUCGUCCAAUUGAAAGAAGUGAAUCUCUCAUCGACGCAAUUCGCCAACACUCUCAACACAACGCUCACCUCGAUUGCCAUUUAUAGCGACGCUUCCGGAAUGAUGGUUCUGAGUGCCGAUGGUGAAGACAAUGAGAAAGAGGCGGGCGUGUGCCAAAUCGAGAAGAAAUCGAUCGACGAUGAUUUGUAUGGAGAUGAUGAGGAUUUUUUGUUGUACGGCGAGCCGACGACAAGUGGCGCCGAUGGGAAUGGUGUAGAUCAACAAGGGGCGAAAGAGGGUGAGACGAGGAAACGAAAGAGGCUCGGGCAUGCGGCAAUUCAGUCGAGUCGAGGCGGCGAACAAUCCGAUGCUAUUGAUCCCACCAAGAGUUUUGCCAAUGUUUCCUACUGGCUUGUAUUGGCGCAUGAAAACGGACGAUUGGUGAUACACUCGCUUCCCGACCUUCGAGUUGUCUAUCAGAUUGGAAAAUUCGGAACGGUGCCGGAAUUGUUGAAUGAUUUGAGCGCCGAGGAAGAAGAAAAAGAGAGGAAGGCGAGAGCGCAACUGGCAGCGACGACACAGGAUCAGGGUACCGGUGAGCUUUUGAAGCCGGAAGAACGAGUAUUAGAAGCGCAGAUUAUACCAAUGGGAAUCAAUCAGUCACACCCAAUUCUUAUGGCGAUUAUCGAUGAACAAGUGGUGAUGUACGAAAUGUUCGCAUGCAAAAAUCGAAUUCCAGAGCACUUGAAUAUUUCUUUCCGAAAAUUACCUCAUAAUGUUUGCCUUCGAAGGACUCCUUAUCUAUUGCCGGACGGAACGCGAGCGCCGCUGGAAAUUGGUCAAGAGGGAGAGAAGAAAUAUUCGAUAAUUCAUCCGUUUGAAAGAAUCUCAUCUGUGACGAACGGCGCCAUGAUUAUUGGAUCAAUUCCGACGCUAGUUCUUUACGGAUCAUGGGGAGGAUUGCAGACGCAUGAGCUCACUGUUGACGGGGAUAUCAAAGCGUUCACACCAUUCAAUAAUGAGAAUCUACUUCAUGGAUUCGUCUAUCUGACGGCGGACUCGUCUGAACUCCGAAUUGCGCGCCUACUAUCCGAUUUUGAUUAUGAGAUGCCGUAUCCAACGAAGAAGAUUGAAGUCGGAAGGACGAUACACAACGUGCGGUACCUAAUGAACUCUGAUGUUUACGCUGUAGUGUCGUCUGUGGCACUCGGAACAAAUAAGCUGUGGGUGGUCAUGAAUGACACGAAGCAGGAGGAGGUGCACGAGAAAGAUGAUGAUUUUGUGCUGCCAGCAAUUCCGAAAUAUACACUAAAUCUUUUUUCACCGGUCGACUGGAAGGAAGUGCCGAAUACGUCGAUCGAGUUCGAGGAGAUGGAAGUCGUCACGGCGUGCGAGGAUGUCGCCCUAAAAUCGGAAUCGACGAUGAGCGGCCUCGAGACGUAUUUGGCGGUGGCGACAAUCAACAAUUAUGGCGAAGAAGUGCUGGUGCGAGGCCGAAUCAUAUUGUGCGAGGUGAUCGAAGUCGUUCCGGAACCUGGCCAGCCGACGUCGAAUAGAAAAAUUAAGGUGUUGUACGACAAAGAGCAGAAAGGGCCAGUGACGGGACUCUGCUCAAUGAAUGGCUUGCUGCUCAGCGGUAUGGGCCAGAAGGUGUUCAUAUGGCAGUACAAAGACGGCGAUCUGAUGGGAUUGUCGUUUCUCGAUAUGCAUUAUUAUAUCAAUCAGCUCAUUUCGAUUCGAUCGAUCGCGUUGGCGUGCGACGUCGAAGAAUCGAUGUCGCUGAUUCGAUUCCAAGAAGAGUACAAGGCGAUGUCGAUCGCGUCGAGAGACGAUCGCAAAUGCGCCCAACCGCCAAUGUCGGGCCAAUUCAUUGUGGAUGGUAAAAAUCUGGGGUUCGUGUUGUCGGAUGAGAUGGGAAACAUCACAAUGUUCAAUUAUGCGCCCGAAUUGGUCGAAUCGAAUGGCGGCGAGAGGCUCGUGAUGCGAGCGGUUGUCAAUAUUGGGACCAAUGUGAACGCGUUCUUGCGGGUCAAAGGGCAUACUUCAUUGCUACCGCCGUUGUCAACCGCGGAGGAGCGAGACGCCAUCGAGCAGCGACAAUCAACGCUGUUCGGAUCGCUUGACGGCUCGUUUGGGUUCAUCAGACCGCUCAGUGAAAAAUCAUACCGAAGGCUUCACUUUUUGCAAAGUUUUAUUGGAACCGUGGCCCCGCAAGUUGCGGGCCUUCAUCCCAAGGGAGCGCGUGCCUCGAAACCAGUACAGCCGGUGGUGAAUGGUCGAAAUUUUCGAAAUCUGGUCGAUGGCGACAUUGUCGAACAGUAUUUGCAUCUCUCCACUGUUGACAAACAAGAUUUGGCGAGGCGAUUAGGUGCUAGCCGUUAUCAUAUUAUUGAUGAUUUGAUACAGCUGAGAAGGAUGGCGCUGUAUUAUUAA